AUGCAAACUUUGGUGUUAUUCUUAACCAUCAUCCUGCUGGGCUUAGCUUUAGGAAGUGAUUUUCACGACCUUGGUGUUCAUGACUUCUUUGAUAAGCACGGUAAAUCGCAUGGCGACCAUGGAUAUGCGGAUUCGUACAAUAAAGGAUUCAAAAAGGGAUAUGACGAAGGCGGGCAUGGUGAAUAUGGCAGCCACAAAUACGGUGGUUGGGGAAGAUAUUCAAAGGGAGAGGAGCACGGCAAACGUUAUGGUAUGAGUUAUGGCGAUGACUCUGAUAAACAACAUUAUGAUGAGGGAUACGACAAAGUCAAAUACGGCCCUAUACAUGAGCACACUGGACCUCACCACCAUCAUCAUCAUCAGAAUGACUAUGAUCCUUUCGAUCAUCACCACCAUCAUGUCUACGAACCACACCAUCACUAUGGGCACCAUGGUAUGUAG
Strongylus vulgaris is the source of this 441-nucleotide messenger RNA. NCBI's taxonomy places the organism in Eukaryota, Metazoa, Nematoda, Chromadorea, Rhabditida, Strongylidae. The record is from the annotation of a GenBank genome assembly.